Ostreococcus tauri is the source of this 1185-nucleotide messenger RNA. RefSeq names its product NAD-dependent deacetylase sirtuin-2, sirtuin family, class I. The record is from RefSeq and is a predicted model, not a curated record. The transcript has a single exon. Gene Ontology annotation, molecular function: NAD+ binding. Lineage: Eukaryota; Viridiplantae; Chlorophyta; Mamiellophyceae; Mamiellales; Bathycoccaceae. The coding region runs from base 1 to 1185 and encodes 394 amino acids.
AUGGCGCGCGACGACGCGCAGAGCGAUGUUUCGGUCGAUGGCGCGAACGCGCGCGACGCCGAAGACGCGCGGUCGAGCGAUGACGAUGCCGUGAACGAUGCGUCGUCGUCGUCGUCGUCGUCGUCGUCGUCGUCGUCGUCUGGGUACGGAUUCGGGCGGGAGAGCGCGGAGAUGGUGGCGCUGAUGGAACGUCUCGCGGCGCAGCGGCUUGGGACGACGACGGAGGCGCUCGCGCGCGCGACGGUGGAUAAAGCGCUGGAGAGCUUUGAUCUCGCCGGCGUCGCGUCGUACGUGAAGAGCGGUCGAGCGAAGAACGUGGUGGUGAUGACCGGGGCGGGGAUCAGCGUCUCGGCGGGUAUACCUGAUUUUAGGAGCGAGAGCGGUUUGUACGCACGGCUCGGCGAGUACGACUUGCCGUACCCUCAGGCGGUGUUCGAGCUCGGGUACUUCAAGGAUCGUCCUGGGCCAUUUUAUAGGCUCGCGAAGGAGUUGUACCCUGGUGCGUUCGCACCGACCCCGACGCACUAUUUCAUCAAGCUACUGCACGACAAGGGCAUCCUUAGGCGGUGCUUCACGCAAAACAUCGACUCGCUCGAGCGCGCGACGGGACUGCCAAAGGAAAAAGUUGUGCCCGCGCACGGUAACUUUGAUGGGGCGCAUUGCUUGCGAGGGCACGAGGCGGACGUCGACGAGGUCGCGGACGCCUGUCGCGCAGGAACACCGAUGAUUUGCUCGAAGUGCGGCGAGUACGUCAAGCCAGACAUCGUGUUCUUUGGCGAAAACUUGCCUAGGCGCUUCUUCGAGUGCGCUCAGGAAGAUUUUGAGGUAUGCGACUUACUCAUCGUAAUCGGCACCUCGCUCGUGGUACAUCCUUUUGCGGGUCUGAUCGAGCGUCCGAAAGAGGACGUUCCUCGCUUGCUCAUAAAUAUGGAGAAGUGCGGCGAGGCGCCAGAUUCACACAUGAGUCGGCUGUAUCGCCUCGCCGGGCUCGGACGCGGAACGGGCUUUGACUUCGACGAAGACACGAAUUAUCGUGACGCGCUCUAUUUGGGGGCAUGCGAUGAUGGCAUCGCCGAGCUCUCAGAGUUGUUGGGCUGGAAGGAAGACCUCGACGCUUUGAUCAAAUCAUGUGAGAUUCGCAACAAAUUGGCGCAGGAGGCACCGGCGGAGUGUCUGAAUGGUUGA